Molecule: messenger RNA, 549 nt
Organism: Dentiscutata heterogama
Lineage: Eukaryota; Fungi; Glomeromycota; Glomeromycetes; Diversisporales; Gigasporaceae
Source: the annotation of a GenBank genome assembly
AAGUAUACUGUUUAUGAAAGUGGAAAAAGAGAUGACGAAACCACGAAAGAAAUUCUUAUUUAUAAGUCAAUUUUUAAACAUUUACACCUUUUGUUUUUUAAAUCAUCUACUUUUAAUAAAUCAACUCAAAGAAAACAAUCACAUAAUGAAUCGGUGCAAAUUAAUUUAUCACAGGAUGAAUCUAUUCAAGGACUUAAUGAACUUAUUCGUGAAUUUAAAAGUGAUGACCCAACGAUUAAGAAUUUUAAAAGCGAUGACCCAACGAUUAAGAAUUUUAAAAGCGAUGACCCAAGAAUUGAGAAUUUUAAAAGUGAUGACCCAACGAUUGAGAAUUUUAAAAACAAUGACCCAACAAUUGAGAAUUUUAAAAGUGAUGACCUAACGAUUGAGAAUUUUAAAAGCAAUAACCCAACAAUUGAGAAUUUUAAAAGCGAUGACCUAAUGAUUGAGAAUUUUAAAAACAAUGACCCAACGAUUGAGAAUUUUAAAAGCGAUGACCCAAUGAUUAAGAAUUUUAAAAGCAGAGAAUUACUUGAAUUACUAGUCCUG